AUGGAUUUCACAGUUGCCUUUUUUGCUGUCUCCCUGCUGGUUGUAGCAGUUUUCUGGGCCUGCCACAUAUUGGGCCUGGACGUUGGCUGGGAUGCGAAGAGUGGAGAAUGGCUACGAGCUGCCUCAACUGCAGCUGGAUAUAUUCUGGCUUUCUAUGUUCUUGCUACUCUGGCCGGUGGCGUGCUUGUGAUUUUGCUGGGGGUGGUGUUCUCAUGCCUGGCCCUCAGCCUGAUAUUCAUCAUCAGCCUUGUGACAGCUCCCUUCUUGGUAAGCUCAGCGACGGGCUUGGGACGUUGCCAUUUUGACAGAGCAGUGAUGCUUUGCCUUCCAGUUCCGGGAAGUAACGACGCAAUACCCAUAAGCUACUGCAUAUUUCCUGCAUACCUCCUGAAAUGGUUGUGGCAUCUUUACACCAUGUGGCAACUCUGCCGCGCAGAGCGCCCAAGCGAAGAGACGCAUCCAGACCAGGGUAAAUGCCGCUCCUGGGCCUGCUGGCCAUGCGAAGUCCUUUUCCAGCUUCUCGAUACCUGGUCCGAUGUGAGCGUGGCGCUGGGCGCCUGGUCGCUUCUGCCCAUGGCAUGGUCAGUGCUUUUUGCCCCUACCGUGCUACUCUCAAUCAGCAGCUUCUGUUGGGUCGCAAGUCAGAAACCUGUGUCUGGCAAGACAAAUCCUUUCUGGAUCAAGCUGCAACUCUGUGAGGAUAUCCUGCAGAGCGCCCUUGCACUCGUCGGCAUCUUCCUCUAUUCCCGGGCAGGUGCUCCGCAAGAGCCAUUCAUGCUCACGACGCUUGCUGAUUCGCUGCUGCGCUGCUUCUUGCAGUUCCCACUUCUCCAGACGAGGAGCUACGCCGAUCGUCACCUCAUUCUGGCGACAGAUGACACAUGGGCGCGAGUGGGCACCAACGCAUUGAGACAGGGGAGCUGGUGA
Messenger RNA from Symbiodinium natans, 927 nucleotides. NCBI's taxonomy places the organism in Eukaryota, Dinophyceae, Suessiales, Symbiodiniaceae. The record is from the annotation of a GenBank genome assembly.